Molecule: messenger RNA, 1571 nt
Organism: Cotesia glomerata
Lineage: Eukaryota; Metazoa; Arthropoda; Insecta; Hymenoptera; Braconidae
Gene: mRF1
Product: peptide chain release factor 1-like, mitochondrial
Exons: 4
Coding region: 298-1509 (403 amino acids)
Biological process (GO): translational termination
Molecular function (GO): translation release factor activity
Source: RefSeq, a predicted model, not a curated record
AAUAAUUUAACUGGAACAAAAGUCGACAUUUUCAAAUAAAAUAGCGCGAGUUGUACAUUUUCUUAGAAGGGAGGAAUGAAAGAAAAUGAGGAAUAAGGAAUUGAAACGGACGAAAUAUGAAAAAGUCGAAGAGCAAAAUAGCUAUUCUAGACAAAUUUAACAAUGUUUUUUUGAUAAAUUACUCAUAUAAUAUUAAAUAAUCAAAUGAUAACACAAAAAAAUAUUGAAGAGAAAUAUUUUUUCUAUCAACAAACUUUAAAUUGUGGUAAUUGCUGAGUAAAUAAAUAAUUUACAAAAAUGUUAUUUUUUGUAUAUGGAUGGAGAUUCGGACGACGUUGGUCCCGUGAAAUUUUAGAUUUUAAUAAUUCGAGGACGAAUUUUAACAUUAACCUCAAUAGUAGAAUUUUAGAAUGCAAUACUUUUUGUACGAAAGUAAAUUUAGCGCUGCCUGAAAAAAAUGUUAAAAAAUAUAUAACAUCUCUUACCGAAAGCUAUAAAGUCCGAUCAAAAGAUGACGAGCUGUUGACGACGAUUAUUAAGCAAAGAGAGGUAGUUACUUUAUUAGACAACCGGAUACUUAUUGAAGAAAAUAUCAAAAGUCUUGAAGAACUUGGGAAAAAUGACGAAGAAAUGAAAAAGUUAGGCCAAGAUGAGUUCAUUGCAUAUCAAGAAAGCUUGAAUAAACUAGAUGAAGAAAUAUUAGAAGCACUAGCUGACAAUAUUGGUAAAGAUUACUGUCGGGAUGUUAUAUUUGAGAUAACAGCUGGUGUAGGUGGUCAGGAAGCAAUGUUAUUUUGUUCUGAUUUAUUUAAAAUGUAUCAAGGAUACUUUGAGUACCUGGGUUUCACUUAUCAGCCACUGGGUGUUGAUAAAGAAAACGGAAUCGAUGGAAUAAGACACGCAACUAUAUUAGUAUCUGGUGAUCGUGCUUUUGAAUUACUAAGACAUGAAGGUGGUGUUCACCGGGUUCAAAGAAUUCCAGCGACAGAGCGAGCUGGCAGAGUGCAUACAUCUACAGUUACUGUUGCUGUGUUACCACAACCUACAGAACUAGAAGUCAAUUUGCCGGAGAAAGAUUUAAAAAUAGAAACAAAACGUUCUACUGGUGCUGGUGGUCAGAGUGUCAAUAAAACUGAGUCUGCUGUGAGGAUUGUCCAUCUUCCAACGGGAAUUGCUGUCGAAGCGCAGUCUGAGCGGGCCCAGAUACAAAACAAAAGGAUAGCGUUACUUAAAUUGCGAUCGAAACUUUAUGAAAUGCAAUUGAAUGACCAAAAAUCAACGACCGCUGCAAUGCGUAAAAAACAACGUGGUAUGAGCCAAAGGAAUGAAAAAAUACGUACCUAUAACUUCAGUCAAGAUCGUAUUACGGAUCAUCGGAUAAGUAAUGGCACGAUGCACAAUUUGAAGGUUUUUAUGGAAGGUGGUGAAGACUUGAAAGAUCUACAGGAAAAGCUACAAAAUCAUUUCCAGCUUAAAGUUUUACAAGAAGCUAUUGAGAAGUGUAAAUAGUGAUGAAUUAUUUAAUGCUGUACAUAAGGACGUCGAGCGAUGGUGAACAAACUAUGGUGUCG